UCGAGUUAGAGUUAUCUGAAUCUGUUGUGGUGUUGUGGUUAAGGGCUGUGACAGCCAGGUGUCAGCCGAUCGGUGAUUUCCAUCGGUGUGCAGACGGCGGGAGGCUGUUCGGUAAAGUCGGACAAUGGGGGCUGUUCUCGAGGGGCUGCGCUCGCUGGAUGCCUACCCGAAGCCGGACGAAGAGCAGAGCGUCAAGACAGUCACCGGCGCAGUCGUUUCGGUGAUAAGCCACAUUAUCAUGCUCCUGCUGCUUUUGACCAAUCUCACUGAGUACCUGUCCAACCCCGGCUUGUCUGAAGAGAUUUUCGUCGACGUCUCCCGCGGCUCUAAACUUAACAUCAACCUCGACAUUGUUGUUCCCGGCAUCUCAUGCCAGUUUCUUGGGCUGGAUGCCGUUGAUACCUCAGGUGACCAGCAUUUGCAAAUUUCACACAACAUAUUUAAGCGACGCCUAAACGCACAGGGCCAACCAAUUGAAGAUCCUCAAAAAACAGAAAGUCUAGGAAGUUCCAAGGCUGAUGAAUUUAAGAAAGCAAUCGAAAAGUUAGCAGAGAAAAAAGAAGAGGGCGGCGAGGAAAAGAAGGAGAAGGAGGUUAAGUGUGGCAGUUGUUAUGGAGCCGAGUCCGAAGACUUAAAGUGCUGCAACACUUGUGCUGAUGUGAGAGAAGCUUACAGAAACAAGCAAUGGUCUCUGCCUGAACCAGAUAAGAUCGAGCAAUGCAAGAAUGAAAACUUCUCUGAGCACCUAAAGACAGCUUUCACAGAGGGCUGUCAAAUUUACGGGUACUUGGAGGUUAACAGGGCUGGAGGAAGCUUCCACAUUGCUCCUGGACAAAGUUUUUCCAUCAACCAUGUGCAUGUUCAUGACGUGCAGCCCUUCUCGUCAUCAAGCUUCAACAUGUCUCACAACAUUCGUCACUUAUCUUUUGGACAGAGCAUUGAAGGCAAGGGAAGCCCCCUUGAUGGACAUUACGAAAUCGCCUCUGACGGCUCAACUAUGUUUCAUUAUUACAUCAAAAUUGUGCCUACAACCUACAGUGCUCUUGACGGAAAAGUUUUCCACACAAACCAGUACGCAGUUACCAAGCACAAGAAAGUCGUGUCUCAGAGUCUCCUUGAGUCCUCAGGAAUGCCAGGUAUUUUCUUCAACUAUGAACUCUCUCCGAUGAUGGUGCGCUACUCUGAAGUGAAAAGGUCGUUUGGUCACUUUCUCACCAAUGUGUGUGCUUCGAUUGGAGGAGUGUACACAGUGGCCAGCAUUGUCGACGCAAUCAUCUUCCGCUUGAGUCAAAAAGCAAUCAAAGUUCAGCUGGGCUGAGUCAACUCCAAAAGCAUCCUACUGACUUCCGUUUUGUGAUUGAAGGGUCUCAAGCAGCGCCCACUUAAUACAUUAAUGUUUUUGUGGCCUCAUAUUUUGUGUUAGCUGUGUCAAUAUGUGUGCUCUGUUUUGUAUAAAAUCCUCUAAAGUCA
Cloeon dipterum is the source of this 1470-nucleotide messenger RNA. RefSeq names its product endoplasmic reticulum-Golgi intermediate compartment protein 3. Gene Ontology annotation, cellular component: endoplasmic reticulum; Golgi membrane; endoplasmic reticulum membrane. Gene Ontology annotation, biological process: endoplasmic reticulum to Golgi vesicle-mediated transport; retrograde vesicle-mediated transport, Golgi to endoplasmic reticulum. The record is from RefSeq and is a predicted model, not a curated record. Bases 125 to 1318 code for a protein of 397 amino acids. NCBI's taxonomy places the organism in Eukaryota, Metazoa, Arthropoda, Insecta, Ephemeroptera, Baetidae. The transcript is spliced from 10 exons.